AUGGGUAAUGAGAACCAGUCGUCUCUCUCCCGCGAAGCCACGCACCCUCUUCGCUCUUCAGCACCUUCACCCACGCACCUCUCAUCGCUCGAAAUGGACGGCAUUACCGCGCCCAAGUCUGAGACUGCCGCGCCCCAAGAUGGACAGCAGACACCCAAACAGCCACAGCACAACCGGAUAGCCUCUGACGAUACAGAGCGUCCAGCUUCGGCGCAACGUAUCCAUGACGACUCAGAAGAGCACUCGGACAUUGAGGUAGAGCCCGAGUCCUCUGAAAUCGAAGACACCGACCCUGCCAUGCAGAUUGCCGGCUUUGAUUGGAACGGUUUGCAUGAGCGGUAUCACGCUGCUAUCGACGGUUGCAGCCAGGAAGAAGCUGCACUGAUGGAAGAAUGGUCAAAUUUGAUGAAGGUGCUGUGCUUUUUAUCGUACGGUUGUUCAAUGCGUGACUGAUUGUGAGCGUAGUUCUUCCGCGUCUGGGCUGAAUCUGGCCAUGCUCAUGAGACCAACCGGACAUUCCAGCGGUAAGGGUGAUCUGACUAUCCUUUGUUCCUUCCCAUUACUGACAAAAUACAAGGCUGCAAACACGGACAAAGUUUGUUCAGAACGAAGAGCAGAAGCUUGAGGACAAGAGAAACCACUGUAAGGUCACUUUUGCCCUGGACACCAGCUUCUUGUACUAACAAGUUCAGACAUCAAUGUAGUGAGAGCUUUUGAGAGUGCGCUCAAUCUUCUCAAGGCCCCUGAUCUAUGUGGUUGA
Ascochyta rabiei is the source of this 760-nucleotide messenger RNA. RefSeq lists its product as uncharacterized. The record is from RefSeq and is a predicted model, not a curated record. The transcript has a single exon. NCBI's taxonomy places the organism in Eukaryota, Fungi, Ascomycota, Dothideomycetes, Pleosporales, Didymellaceae. The coding region runs from base 1 to 453 and encodes 150 amino acids.